UUGAGAUUUAAAACUUAAAAGAAUUUAAAAUAACAGAAGUUUGAACUAUUUACUGUUCAGCGAAUAAUAUCGGACCCACAGACCAUGAAACAGCCUUUUUCGAUCCUAUAAAAAUCAUUCCUUAACCCAUACUCGAUUCAUAGCUCUUCUUAUUCCGAGAGAUCCGGUUCAAGCAAUAGUCACCAUGGUUAAAGCAAUUAGGGUUUAUGAACACGGUGGACCUGAGGUUAUGAAAUGGGAGGAUGUGGAUAUAGGAGAACCAAAAAGCGGAGAAAUCAAAGUGAAAAACAAGGCGAUUGGAGUAAACUAUUUGGAUGUUUAUAUGCGUAGAGGUUUAAUCCCUAGUUUAUGUCCUCCACUGACUUUCACACCAGGUAUGGAGGCAGCCGGAGUUGUAAUAAGCCUUGGUCCUGACGUCACUACAUGUAAAGUUGGAGAUUACGUGGCUUACGCUGGCUUUCCUGUCUGCGCUUACACCGAAGAAAUGAUACUUCCUGCAGAUAGAGUCGUACCAGUUCCUCCUUCAAUUGAUCCUAUUGUAGCAGCUGCUGUGCUUUUUAAGGGACUCACAGCUCAAGUUCUGGUUCGCAGUUGUUUUCAGAUUGGACCCGAGCACACGAUCCUUGUCCAUGCAGCUGCGGGUGGAGUCGGGUCAUUGGUGUGUCAAUGGGCAAACGUGCUAGGUGCAACCGUGAUUGGAACCGUUUCAAAUGAAGUGAAAGCGGUGCAAGCUAAGGAAGAUGGAUGCCACCAUGUCAUUAUCUACAAACAAGAAGACAUUGUUGAUCGUGUUAUGGAGAUCACAUCAGGAAAAGGAGUUGAUAUUGCCUAUGAUUCUAUUGGGAAAGACACAUUUGAGAAAUCGGCGGCAUGCUUAAGAUUUCGUGGAUACAUGGUUUCAUUUGGAUUUGCAUCUGGCUCACCCGAGCCUGUAAAAUUCAGUGUGUUUUCGGAUAAAUGUUUGCACUUCACAAUUCCAUCCAUGAUGCUCUACACAAAAGCACGAGAAGACCUCCUUGCAGCUUCGGAGGAACUAUUUGAUAAUGUUGCAAAAGGAGUUUUACGUGUUCGAGCAAAUCACAAGUACCCUUUAUCGCAAGUGGCUCAAGCUCAUUUGGACCUUGAGGAUCGGAAAACAACCGGGUCCGUUGUUUUGAUACCCGAUAACUAAUAUUUAUAUGUUGUUUAAGCAAAUCCACAUAGUUCGUCCAAGAGUGUAGUUUCAUUUGGUUGGUUUUAUACAUGAGUCAAUAUUUCACGAGUUUUAACGACCAAAUUAUGGGGCACAUUUGAAUAUUAUAGUCCAUAGAUAAAAAAAAAGAUGAUGAAUAAGCCUAAACCUAGAAUACUCAGAUUUGCCCCAUAAUUUACUAUUCAAGUAUGCAAUAAUUCAUACAUGUUGAUUGUGGUGAUAUGUUGACUUUUUGGUGUCUUGUUUGUCAUUUUGUUCCAUGUAAUGGAGAGCGUUACCCUCUACCAAUAAUGGAUCUGUCUUUUUACGAACAAUCAAUAAUGGAUCUUGAAAUUUUGACUAAAGUUUUUAUUUUGUGGAAG
Messenger RNA from Lactuca virosa, 1554 nucleotides. The record is from the annotation of a GenBank genome assembly. Lineage: Eukaryota; Viridiplantae; Streptophyta; Magnoliopsida; Asterales; Asteraceae.